Molecule: messenger RNA, 4556 nt
Organism: Nematostella vectensis (starlet sea anemone)
Lineage: Eukaryota; Metazoa; Cnidaria; Anthozoa; Actiniaria; Edwardsiidae
Product: dynactin subunit 1
Exons: 35
Coding region: 214-4032 (1272 amino acids)
Source: RefSeq, a predicted model, not a curated record
UCUGUGAGCAUGCGUAGAACGAUUUGUUCGCCAUACUUGUUUUGGGAGGGAAGGAUUCGACCUUAUCGAGACUGAAAGGGCUGCUGUAAAAAUGAUAAACUUACACUCUUGACUUUGGAAACCCUUCACUGAUCAGUUGAAAGAAUACUCUAUCAUACUGGUUUACAAGAAUCUCGUGGUAUUUGUUUUGACAUAUUUUAAGGCUGACAAAACAUGGCGACCGUAAAGGUUGGCAUGAAGGUGGAAGUCACCGGGAAGGGGUUGAUCGGCACGGUCGCGUAUGUAGGCGCCACUCAAUUUGCUACCGGCAAAUGGAUCGGAGUAGUUCUUGAUGAAAAGAAAGGAAAGAACGAUGGCACAGUUCAAGGCAAGGCAUACUUCAGUUGUGAGGAUGGUUAUGGGAUAUUUGUUCGCCAGUCUCAAAUUAUUGUGUUAGACAGUAACACAAGUACCCCCCAGCAACCAGGCAACACAGGUAUCCCAAAACCUGGAAUCCCAACCCUUAGAAAAGAAAAGUUUGGAUCCAGAGGAUCCCUUGAGAAUGUUGCCGCUGAGUCCAAAAGCUCCCCGCCUACAUCCAAGAUCCAGAGCCCAAAAACUAGCACAGUGAGCCAGCCAACACCCCGUGGCACUUCUCUACCUGAGCCAAAAGUAACAGGCAGGACAUCGCUCCCAACAGCUUCAACUCCACCUAUAGAGACAAAGCCAGCAGUUCACGCUGAGAGGAAGCCAUCAGGCCCAAGUGUGUCAGCAGACGAAUUCUUGGAACUUCAGAAGAAGGUCUUAGACAAAGAUAAAGUAAUAGUGGACUUGGAGGGCAAAUUAGAGACAUUGAAAGCCAAGAGACUGGAAGACAAGCACAAGAUGAAAGACCUUGAGAAAGCCAGAAUGCAACUCCAGCAGAUGAUAGAAUAUAAAUCAAAAUGGCAAGAAGCCCAGAGAGAUUUGCAAAACCAGCUUACUGCAGCAAAAAAGGAGCUCAAAGAGGUGCUUCAGAGUAAAGACUCAGAGGAUCUAACUGAGCUUCAGGAGGCAGUAGAGAUGGCCACCCUCGACAAAGAGAUGGCAGAAGAGAGGCUUGAGGGCAUGAUGCAAGAGAAUGAGCAACUAAAGGAGAGAGUUGAAGAGUUGACCCUUGAUCUGGAGAUUUUAAGGAGUGAGAUCAGCGAAGGAGGUGUUGAAGGGGCGGCUGCAAAUGCACAGGUUAAACAACUUGAGCAGCAGAACACCAGACUGAAGGAGGCCAUUGUCAGGUUUAAAGAGAUUCAGAUGAGUGACAAGCAGCAGUUGCAGUCAUUACAGAAACAAGUCAAGGACCUCCAUUCUGCCAACACAUCACUACAAGCUGACAAGGACAAGCUCAUGGAGGAAGCAGAGCAACUUGAGAGCACACUAGCAGAGCUCAAGGAGCAGGUGGACACAGCUUUGGGGGCGGAAGAGAUGGUAGAGACCUUGACUGACAAGAAUCUGGAGUUGGAAGAAGAACUGAAAACACUGCGUGACACUGUGUCAGACUUGGAAGCUCUGAGGGACCUGAAUGAGGAGUUAGAGGAGACUCACCUUCAAACUGAACAGGACCUGAGGGAGGAGUUGGACAUGACUUCUAACAAAGUCAGGGAGGCUGAACGAAAGUAUGAGCAAGCUCAAGAUUCCAUUGGCGACUUACAGCAAACAAUUGAGAAGUUCAGGGAUUUGGUAGCUAAACUACAGGAGAGCAACAGGGAGAUUCAGGAAAAGCAAGAAGAUAGCGAGAAGCGGCUUAUCGAUCUCCCUCCCACCCCAGACAUCAUGGACUUCAAAGUCAAAUCAGCUGAGAUCAAGUCUCUUGCCAAGAGUGUGGAUAAUGAGAUGAGGAAGUUCCAGGUGCAGCAGGCAAAUGAACACAUCAAGAUGCUGAACAGCUUUUUGCCAGAUGCAUUCCUCAGAAGAGGAGGUGAUAAUGACAGCAUUCUGCUUCUUCUCCUCAUCCCUCGACUAGACUUCAAGACUGAGCUGCUCAUUGACCAGUUGAGACAAAAGUAUGAAUUAGCUGAUUGUCUGGAUGAUGUUCGGCUGAUAACUGGUCAUAAAGCUGAAGGACUGAGCUUUUCUAGCAUGGUUAUGUACAACCUCGCCACGUUACAAGCUGUAGUUAGACACUUUAGAAGGGCUGUUAGUAAAUGUGACCCAGCAUUGUUCAACAAGCUAGUGGGAAUCUACCCAGAACUAGCAGCACACGAGAAGGCUGUGGACAAACUGAUCGACCUGCUAAAAGCGGAUCAGUUGGAUGACACAGUUGGAAUGGAGCCAUUGGAAAAGGCCAUUCACUACUACUCGACGAUGGCACGUUUCCACCUUGGCAAUGACCCUAUUUCCUGUACAGAGUUUCUCAAUGAUCAGUUAAACGUCCUUAACGUAGCUGCAGAUGGAAUGACAGUCGAGGUUGAGCGGCUCAAGGGUUAUGCUUCUGGGAACUGUGAUAAUGGCAGCACGUUCAUGCAGCUAGUGUCUGAUAUGGAACUGCGUAACGUGGAAGUCAGACAGCUGUGCAAGAAGAUCAAGCGCAGGAUGCCACAAGAUGACAAGAGCAUUUUGUCCUUUGCAGAAAAGGUGCAGGUGUCAUUGGUUGAAUGCGUUCAACAACAGGGGCUGCUUCUCAAGUUCUGUCAAGAUUUAGUGUCAGUUGCUGCCCAGAAGGCCGCUACUCUACCAGAUAAUGAACACUUGUUGAGUGGUCAGCUUGAGGAGAUGGCAAUGGAUGUAGCAGUGCUUGUGUAUGAAAAAGAGGACGUGUCUGCCUACAAGGCGUGCAGCGAGACGUUUCACGAGGUGAUGUCAUUCCUGGCGGGCUUCGCCAUCAAGAUGCAGGAGGGCGAGUAUGAUGCACAGCCACCAGAACAGGAUACCAAGGUUCAGCCCCCUUACCUCGAGCGCUCCAAAGCGUUCAAGUCUGAGCUGUUUGACACGGCGGGAGUGGAGGAAAAACUACUACAGAAGGAGAGCAACGUUCGCGAAAUCAAAAAGACGCUCAAGCUCAAGUCGGAAGAAGUCAGUCAAGCGAACAUUAGGAUUGGACUACUGGAGAAACGAUUAGAAAACGCAUCCAAGGAGGCUGACGCCCGAGUCGAGGCAGCAAAUAAGAAAAUGGAACAGGCGAUGGAAGAGCUGCAGAAAAAGAAAAAGGAGUAUGAAGACACCAUGGACGAGCUGCAGGCGGAUAUUGACACCCUUGAGAAAGAGAAGGAGGACAUGAAGAAGCGACUGGACGCUUACUCCAAGCGCACUCUGCUGGCGGACUUGGCGCGGCACACUUCGGCCUCAUCUGGUAUCGCGGCUGUCGUCGCAGGUGGAGGUAAUCCCCUGAAGGGGGGCAGUCCUCUACGCGCGGCAGGGGCGGGACAGCAGCCGGUGCAGGUCGUCAUCAAAGACUCGCCAAUCAUCCUCGCACAGGUGGAAUCGUUAAAGAUUGCCCUGCGCCACUUGAAGAACGAAAAUAUUCGACUGAAGAGUCACAGACUCAAGAGUAAACUGAGCGAGUUGCCCGAGAUCUUCGUACCGCCAACCAUCGGCCCGCGCCACGAGGCCCUUGAGCAACAGAAUGACAGCCCCGAUACCAAGGAAACGCUCACCCUGGCAACUGUUACCAAGGAAACCAACUCCCUUUUAGAGAAAUUGCAGCGAAUGAGCGUUACACAAAAGGUCGUGGACAUCUCAGGGCGAAAGCCAGGGACUAUCCCUGUACUUGAUAAAAUGGCGCCGUCCAGUCACCUAAUUGACCACACUUCAACCCUGCUGCAGCUCAAGAAACAGAAGGAGGAGCUACAAAGUAAGAUCCAGAAGGUGAUGGCUGCCGAGUACCACGGAGGACAGGCCCACAGCUCUUUCUCGUCCUUCUUAUCUCCGAGCUUGGCAAAGGUUCUCCAAGAGAAACUGCAAGCUCCAAAGCUUGGACGAAUCACAAUUCCCGUCACGGGAAAAACAGAGCCUGCUAACAUGUCAGUCACACUCAAACCGAUGGAGUUCAAAAGCCUGCACUCAGUCUUUGUUAGCUAACAACACAGCCAAAAGGGCCCAGAGGAAAAUCUGCCUUUUCCGCAAGUUGUAUUUUUUCCCGGCCAGAGAUGAACAUUUCUUGAGGCCAUAGCGAAUCAGUGUCAAGAGAAGGUUCAUCUAACAUAAGGGGACAUUAAGUUAUUGGGGAAUACUGUAGAGAUUAUACAUAAGAUGGAUUCAAGAAAUUUGAAGAAAUACAAAUACUUGUCAGAGCUGUGGCAGGCCUAAAAAUAUUCGGGGGGGGGGGGGGGGGGCACGGUACAGAAAUAUUAAAAAAAAUAUUGGGGGCAUAACCACGCCCCUACUGGUCAUUUUCCUAUUUUUUAAAUAUAGGUGGGCACGUGCCCCAAGUGUCCACCCCCUGCCACGGCCCUAUGUUAUGUUAGGGGACAUAGUAUUGCUAUUAGUAUUAGUCGUAAGUUUAGUGGGUUGGCCAACCUAACCGCGGCUCCUGUGAGCAACACUAUCUAUUGUAUUGCUACAGUACCGUCUUAAUUGUGCCACAAUACAAAACCAAGAAGAAA